AUGUCCUCCUCCAGCGUACCCUCAACAGCCAGACUCACGAUCGAGGAGGUUCUUAAAGUCUUCCUCAUCGCAUUCAACGCCGCUGUGGCCGCAUUUCGCCCAAUCUCUGUCACUUCUUUCGGCGUCAGCGACCUUGGCAACAACCAUAUACUGGUAACACUCGAUCGCAAGAGCCACGGCCAGGUGCCCGUAGGGACCUCAGAAGCGCUCAAGAUCUCUUACAAGAAGCUGAACCUGUGCGACACCUUCUGCACGAUCUUCUACAAUGAGGUCGAGACGCGACUACACUCAUACGACGUCAACGUCGAUUAUGCCGUACUCGAGAAUCCUAGACCGACCCAAGUCCUCCACAUCCGCAACGAAAAGAUCUCGAUGCGCCAUUCUAUUCUUGUCAUCCGCAAGCAAGACGAAUCCGAGAUCAUCUUUGAUGGCACAGCAGAGCAAUUCGGGUGGCCAGCGACAAUCGCGAUUAUAAACGGCGACAAGUUUUGGCAUCAUUACACCCGUGAUGACCAGUACAAAUUCGACUUGCACCACAGAGAUAUGAGUCUGGAAGACCACAAAGAGUUUUGCCAGGGAUAUUGGCACAAAAUCGGGAUCAGCUUGCGCAAGAUGCUGCAGAGCUUCGACUGGGCGAUGCUGGAGGGCAUGGCGACUAGCGAUCGAGAAGACUACGUACGUGGGGAAGCGACGCAAAGGGCCCGGGAUGCUGCUCAAGCUUGUUGGGGAUAG
Messenger RNA from Alternaria conjuncta, 732 nucleotides. RefSeq lists its product as uncharacterized. The coding region runs from base 1 to 732 and encodes 243 amino acids. The transcript has 2 exons. Lineage: Eukaryota; Fungi; Ascomycota; Dothideomycetes; Pleosporales; Pleosporaceae. The record is from RefSeq and is a predicted model, not a curated record.